Molecule: messenger RNA, 1047 nt
Organism: Aureobasidium subglaciale EXF-2481
Lineage: Eukaryota; Fungi; Ascomycota; Dothideomycetes; Dothideales; Saccotheciaceae
Exons: 1
Coding region: 246-854 (202 amino acids)
Source: RefSeq, a predicted model, not a curated record
AUAGAUUAGGGCGUAGUAGGGAGAAACGAGGUCGGAUGAGGGAGUUUCAGGGGUCAGCUGGUGCGGAUGGCCGGUAGGUUGGGCACCAGUGCGUUUGGCGGUGGUCAAUGUGCUUGGGACCAGGUGACUUCCAAAUGCUUCAAGUAGCGUUUCUUGGUCAUUUUGUAGAGAAGCACGACAAGGUCGGCCGGUACUGAUUGAGGUAUUCUGGCAAGGAAAACCCUCAUUUCGAUGGAGUCUUGCAUAUGAUAGCUGCACAUCAACUAUUAAUGAAGAGCAUGCAAAGACGUGUACGGAAAUGUGUGAGCAGACGUAGCAUCUUAAACAGAUGUACAGCAUCAUCAAAAAUCAAAAGUGUGGUGCUGACUUUUGAACUCAGGGGUGAAAAGUUGUAUAGAGCGAUUGGAGGACGGGCGCGGAGAGGGUCGGUGACAGGAUGUGUGUGCGAAGAUGCGGAGGACAGUGUGAACGAAAAGUGGCUUCUACGAGAAUGCAUGAUGAAGGAAACAAUGAGACGCGAACGCAAUCAAAGAAGCACAAAAGGACGAACUACCCGAAACGGGAAGUCGGAAACAUGCGACGCAAAACCAAUAGCAAGAACAUCACAAGAACACCACAAGAAACAAGAACGCGAAAUGAAAAGAUCACUGUCUGUAUACCUACUACCUAUCAUCCUCCUCUCUACCAAAAGAGCAAAAGAAACCACGCCUCCUGUGGAAAGAAACCGGCAGCCUCCACGUUCUCUUAUUAUAAAUCCUACACAGUUCGUAAGUUUUGGCUGUUGCCGUAACUUGAACUGUGAACCGAGCGUGUCCGGGGGGGGGUGUUUGGCGAAUGUCGGGCCAGCCAACUAGACCAAAGCCACCGGUGUGAAGGGUCCUUGGCUGGCGGACAGGGGAGCACAAAAUGUCUUGAAUAUAUGGGUUGAGUAGGGUUGAGUUAGUUUGGUGGCGAGGGUAGUGGGGGAAAGGUCAGAUGAUGAGGAUGGGGGCCGCUAUCCAGAUGCUGUGGAUGGACUGGUUGUGAGGCAUGAUAUUGCAAGCAGUC